Messenger RNA from Acanthosepion pharaonis, 951 nucleotides. Lineage: Eukaryota; Metazoa; Mollusca; Cephalopoda; Sepiida; Sepiidae. The record is from the annotation of a GenBank genome assembly.
AUGAUAUUGCUCUUUUUUCUGUUUUUUUAUCUUUUAAUCCAAGUUUUUCCUAUCUCACCUUCUCUCUCUCUCUCUCUCUGUCUGUCUGUCUGUCUCUCUCUCUCUCUGAAGCAGAUAAUGUUUUCUUUCUUUAUAUCCAUCAUCGUAUUUUUCAAUAUCUUCGUUCCCUUUAAAUAUUCUUUCUUUAUAUUUUUCUUUUUAGGAUCAAUUUGUCUUUCUUCUCUGUCGUCACCUUUUUUUAUCAUCACGAUAUUUUUCCUUCAAGUUUCUUUCUUUCCCCUCCGCCUCCUACUGUCCCUUCUCUCCUCCUCUUUACAAAUUCUCUUUCUUUCAUUCAUACCAUGUUGUUUCCAUACUACGAUGAUCUAUUUGACAUUUUCCCUCAUCAUCUGCCAUCCUCUAUUUUCCAGCUAUAAUCUUUUCAUCCUUCUUUUUUUUUCACCUUAUUUUUACUUCUCUGAUCAUCACUUUUGUUUAUAUUCAUCACUGACUACGUUAUUUGCCUUCGUCUUCAAGCAUCAUGUAAUUGUGUUAUUCUUCUUAAUAUCUAAUCACGAUUCUCCCUUUUAUUCUCAUCCUCCACUGAUUUUUCGCGACCAUUCUCUUGUUUUCCUUUAUCUAUUUUACUUCUUUCUUUCCAAUACAUUUUCAAUUUCUCGUACAGAAUUUCUUUGGUCAAUUCAUUUUCUUCUGCUCUUUUCUUUCUCUUAUUUUUUUUCGAUUUUCUUCGACAUAGUUCAUCUAUGUAUCUAUGUAUACAUCUAUCUAUCUAUCUAUCUAUCUAUCUAUCUAUCUAUCUAUCUAUCUAUCUAUCUAUCUAUCUAUACGCUGGCACACGGCCACGAGCGCGCGCACUCUCACUUAAUCGCUGCUGCUGUUUUCUUCUUCUUCUUCUUCUUCUUCUUCUUCUUCUUCUUCUUCUUCUUCUUCUUCUUCUUCUUCUUCUUCUAA